AUGGCGCAAGAGCUGGGCAUCUCCAAAGCCGCCCUCGCCGCCUCCCUCUUCAAGGCCGACCCGACCUCGCUGCCCCGAACGACUGUUGACGAUCUCUUCACACUCCUUGGCUCGGCCGUUACCAAGUGCUCGCGUCCCAACGUCCAGAAUUGCAAAGCUUGGAUCGUAACCAAUAUCGUGCCGUCAAAGAAUAGAAGCGUCGCGUUGGGGAGAUAUCUCGUCGCACUGAGCAGGAGCUUGGACAGCAAUCAGAAGCCAAGUGUACGCAGGCGGAGGCUGCAUCUUCUCUACGUUAUCAACGACGUAUUGCAUCAUGUCAAGACCAACCUGGGGGAUGCUUCCUUUGGUGACGCGCUGGAGGCGCAUCUGCCAGUUCUGGUUGCGACCGUCGCGGAGUUUAAGGACUGUCCUAAGCAUAUGAAGAAAUUUGCUUUGCUCUUGGACAUAUGGGAAAACAAAGCCUACGUCAGCCCAGCUCACUUGGCUACUCUACGCAAAGCCGCCGCGGGUGACCCUUCGACCACAGUCCCUGCCGAGGCGCAAAGCGUCACCUCGUCGCUAAGAAUCUCCAAGGAAGCGCCCUACACGUUACCCUCGUAUCACGGCGACCCGUCCACGCCGUGGUAUGAUUUGCCAGCGGCAACAUGGUUGCCACACAUUACACCGAAUUCGACGCGACCGAUGCUCCCCGACCUCAUCAAACCAAUACAGCUCGCGCCGGGGCCCGCCGACCCCAAGCUUGUGGCUGCUGUUCAGGACCUUCUCCGUGAUGUCGAGCUCCUAUUCUCCAAAGAGCGCAAAGCUGAUGAGGAGCCUUACGACCAAAUCAACGAACUUGGUGAGCAGGUAUACCUUGAUGAGAUCACAGCAGCAUCAACAAGCGCCCCAUCCGCCCCCGCCGUUGAAUCAAAUGGGGCUCCCAUCGGGCAACCUUCCUCCACCACCUCUUCCCCCAGGCUGGAAUGGACCGUGGCCGCCGCCUCUCCCUUCGCCGAACGCGACGCCAGCCGACUGGAUGCCUGGAAUGAUGAUUCCUCAGAAUAUGAUGGCACCAAGCGCAUGGAGCGGUGGGCCGCCUCCUCCGCCGCCACCGCAUCUGCAAAAUGA
Emericellopsis cladophorae is the source of this 1107-nucleotide messenger RNA. RefSeq lists its product as uncharacterized. The coding region runs from base 1 to 1107 and encodes 368 amino acids. The record is from RefSeq and is a predicted model, not a curated record. Gene Ontology annotation, cellular component: perinuclear region of cytoplasm. NCBI's taxonomy places the organism in Eukaryota, Fungi, Ascomycota, Sordariomycetes, Hypocreales, Bionectriaceae. Gene Ontology annotation, biological process: intracellular calcium ion homeostasis. The transcript has 3 exons.